Paramecium tetraurelia is the source of this 1206-nucleotide messenger RNA. RefSeq lists its product as uncharacterized. The record is from RefSeq and is a predicted model, not a curated record. Gene Ontology annotation, biological process: protein refolding. Gene Ontology annotation, cellular component: cytoplasm; cytosol. NCBI's taxonomy places the organism in Eukaryota, Ciliophora, Oligohymenophorea, Peniculida, Parameciidae. Gene Ontology annotation, molecular function: Hsp70 protein binding. The transcript has 4 exons.
AUGUUUGGAAUUCCUUUUCCAGGAGCAUUUGGUCACUUUGCUUAUCAUGAUGAUGAUUUCGAAGAUGAAUUUGAGGAGCAACUUCCACCCCAAGAUGUAGAUAAUAAAGAACUAUAUGAAAUAUUAGAAAUUCCUCCUCAAUCGGAUAUUCCUGCUGUUAAAUAAGCAUAUAAAACACUAGCCAAGAAAUAUCAUCCUGAUAGACCUGGAGGAAAUUAAGAAAAGUUCUAACUGAUUCAAAAGGCAAAUGAAGUGUUGUCAGAUCCUGAAAAAAAGAAAAUUUAUGAUAAAUUCGGAAAACAAGGAUUGCUCAAACAACUCAAUGUCAAGAAUCCUUAAUUCAAAAAAUGCGAACCCCAUAAGCUCAAUCAUAAAAUUACACUUAAGGACGUCGCCUUGGGAGCAUACCAUAAAAAGACCUUAAAUGACAUUAGAAGAUCUUGUGAAGAAUGCUAAGGGUAGGGAGGCAAGCAAUCAGUUACUUGUUCAUCAUGCAAGGGAAAUAAAAUAGUUUAAAUGGUGGUGGAAGUGUAGCCUGGAAUAAAUAUGCUGCAAUAAGCGCCUUGUCCUGAUUGCAAAGGAAAGGGUAAGGCAAUAGCAAAGGAGGAUGAAUGCAAAUCAUGCAAAGGAUAAGGUAAUGUGGAAGGAGUAGUGGAGAUUGAAAUACCAAUUGAAAAGGGAGUUCCUGAUGGCUAUUGUGUGAAAUUAUAUGGCAAAGGCAAUUCUAAACCUGGAUAUGAAACUGGAGAUGUCCAUGCUUAUCUUGAAAUUGAAUAGCAUCCAAAAUUUAUUCGAAAAGGAACAGAUCUAUUCUAUUAGCAUACCAUUUCUCUGAAGGAAGCUUUAGUUGGUGUUAAUAUUCAAUUAGAAACCUUGGAUGAGAAAGUCAUUAACAUAACAACAGAUAAAGUAAUAAAGCCAAAUCAAAUAUUAACUAUAAAAGAGAAGGGUUUACCUACUUUCAAGGAUGAGCUUCAUUUUGGUGAUUUACAUGUGUAAUUUUACAUCGAGUUCCCCAAAGAACUAGAUCAAGAUGUCACUAAGAAAUUAGCAGAGAUUUUACCAGGACCCUCUUUUACACCCAAAUAGAAUAGUAUAAAGUUGCAAGAGUUUAAAUUUGAUGAGUUCGAGAAGCAUUAAGCAAGAAUAGAAGAAAAUGAGGAUGAUGAGUUUAAUCAAAAUGGGAUUGAAUGUUCAAUAUUUUGA